CAGUCUGACGCCAGGCACCGCGACGCUAUGACGUCACUGGUCCGCGUUUUUCCACCGAUCGUUCCACGACAGCGACGCCCAUCGAGCACGGAGUGACGAGCGAUCCUUUCGAGUCGAUCGACGAAGAUACAGGCUUACCCUCCAACGAAUCUAGUCCAAAUUAAAUCUUUCCUCCGUUAUUUUCCAACAUUGCAUCGAGAAGGAGAGUCUCUGUUGGAGAAAGACACGAUAAAGUGAAGAGGGAGAGAAAGAGAGAGAGAGAAAUAAACAAUUCUUCAUUUUUCCAUUCGAAACGUUUUAAAAGGAAUUCGGUUGGUGAUCGAUCAAUUCUCUUCGGUUGACUCUCCGAGGGAACGCGCAAGAUGCGAGGUGAACGGUGAGAGACUCCACGGCUGGAAUUAUUAGAAACAGAGAACACGUUGCGACGUGGUGAAGAAAGGGAUUGACCGUUCGAAAGAGAGAGAGAGAGAGAGAGAGAAAGAGAGAGAGGAUAGCAGAGAAACAUGGGGAAGAAGAACAGCAAGUUGAAACAGGAUACCAUCGAUCGACUCACCAGUGACACGUAUUUUACCGAGAAGGAGAUUCGACAAUGGCACAAAGGAUUCCUGAAAGACUGCCCCGACGGGUUGCUGACGGAACAGGGUUUCAUAAAGAUCUACAAGCAGUUCUUUCCCCACGGCGAUCCAUCGAAAUUCGCCUCCCUCGUUUUCAGAGUGUUCGACGAAAAUAGCGACGGCACGAUAGAAUUCGAAGAGUUCAUAAGGGCGCUCUCGGUGACGUCGCGCGGAAACUUGGACGAGAAACUUCACUGGGCGUUUCGACUCUAUGACGUGGAUAACGAUGGUUUCAUCACAAGGGAGGAAAUGUACAAUAUCGUGGACGCGAUGUACGAGAUGGUGGGUCAACAGCCGCAGGCGGAAGACGAGAACACGCCGCAGAAAAGGGUGGACAAGAUCUUCGAUCAAAUGGACAAGAACCACGACGACAAGCUGACCCUGGAGGAGUUUCGGGAGGGUAGCAAGGCCGACCCGAGGAUCGUGCAGGCGCUGUCGCUAGGCGGCGAGUAACGGCAGGCCUCCUCGAGGCCGGACAAAUCGUCGUCGUUCGUUUCAAGCCGAACGAUCGCCCCGUCGCCUCGAUCCGGUCGUCGAAACGGAUAAGGGAGAAAGAGAGAGAGAGAAAAAAAAAGAAAGAAAGAAAGAGAGAUGUUGGGGGUCAAACCGUUGCACCACAGCCCGGCGUACACGCAUACGUAGGUACAGUUGUGAUUGAAAAAAAAAAGAGGAGGAGGAGGAGGAGGAAAAAUUAUUGAAUCGACACGACGAGAUAUCUCCUCUUGUUAUACUUCUCUCUCUUCCUAUCGCUAUCCAUUUUUCUCUAUCUCUCUAUGUUUCUUUCUCCUCGCGCGCGGAGGACCGACGUUGUUUCUUUCCCUUUUUGCACGAAUCGUUUGAGAAAAUUGUUGCGAUCGUAGCAAGAAGAUAGGAACAGUAGAGAAUCUCAGAGUAGUGGCUUGAUCGUCGAUUUUAUAGAUUCUUUGUAUUCGAAACGGUUUACGACGUUACAACCGAUUUUCUUUGUACGAACGACAAUUGGGGAGAUGGUUGGGGAAAAAAAAAAAAAAGAAAAUAUUCGAAAGAUGGAAAUCGAUUGAUUUUCGCUCCAGAGUGAGAAAUCUUGCUCGAAGCAAGAUUGGAAUUAAUUUCAAACUGGUUCAGGGAGGACGUGUUGUUCGAAAUGUGGAAAUUGAGAUAGGGGAGAUGAUAAUUGAUGAUCGAUUCGAAAUAAAAAUUAACUCGUACAGCGAGGAAGGAAAUUGUUUUCACUUUUCGCGAAAUUGUAAUUUCAAAUUUGUUUUUGAAGAAAAUUAAAAAAAGCGAAGACUUUUCUUCGAUGAAAUUUUAUCAGCGUAUUACGAUGCAAUUAUUUUUUAACGGAAUAUCACUGGAAUCAAUAAUAAACGAGAUAUUUUUAAUUAAAAAGUUACGUUCGAAAUUUAGUAUUCUAUCUAAUCCUUGUUGUUGAAAAAAUUCUCGGGCAAAGAUCGUAUUCGAAAAAGACGAUGAAAUUCAAAAGUUCUGAUUCAACUUUUUAAUUUAAUUUUCUCAAAGAGAUACUUUAUUGAUAAAAAGAAAAAAAAUUGCCUCGUGCAUAAUUCGAAGCUUUAUUAAAAAUCGGAAAUUUUUUUAAAUCACUCCUUGAACCUUCCCCUUUUUUAACACUUUUAACUUUUCCUUCUCGCUCUAAGCACAAAGAAAUAUUUAUUAUUUUGUGCCAAGAGUUUCUGGAAAAUUGAACAUUGACCCGAUAUUAUUCCCGCGAGAAAUGAAUGCAGAGUAAAAACAAAGAAAAGAAAAGAAAACAUUAGUGAGAAAAAGAUCAAUGUAAGAAGUGAUUAAAAUAAGAGGAAAGUGAAAGGACAAACGUUUCAUCGACCCAUUCUGACUUUCUUUCUUUCUUUUUUUUUUUUUUUUUGCGAAACGUUGGUCGAAUACGAAUACGCGUGUAAUACGAUGAAUCCAGAAAAAAGAAGAAGAGAAUGGUCGUGACAAAAGAAAAAAGGGAAAAGAAAAAGCGCACUCAAGGGUUAUUCUUUUCUCUUGCGAAUUCGCAUUGAAAUACCUCCUUCGAAAAAAAAACACAUUUUUAUCCACGUCUCUUUGAUCCUUUGCAUUCUCUUUCCUCUGAUAGUUGGUAAAAAAAAAAAAAAAUUAAAUCUUAUUACGAGGGAUAGUUCAAUUGAAACAUCGAAACUGAUUGAGACAGAUAAAAAGAAAAAACGUAUAAAAAUUGGAUCUUUCGUCGAGAAGAUAAAUUAUUGCAAUUAAAUCGUUUUACUGCAUUGAUUAUGAGAAUUUGAAAAAUUAUUAUUCUUUGUGCAAAAAAAUAAUCGUUCUGGAUAUUUCUCACGAACGUUUCGAAAAAUUCGAGAAUCUAAGAAUCACGUUUCAACUCGUCCCUUAUUUGUUACCCUUUCGCGCUACAAGAGUUUGCAGAAUCGAAAAUGGACGUCGAAACGAUAUAUCGAGGAAGGGUUGAAGAGAAAAAGGGGAAGCAGAUUCGUUCGCCUCGCCCUCAUUCGUUUAAUAUUUUCCACGAGGAAUCCAAACUACUAUCAAAUGCAAUCGAAUAUUCCUCGCACGUAUCGGCGUUUCAAAGAGGUGCAAAGGGAGAAAUUUUUCGCGAAGACGUUACGUAUUUUUUCGUAUCUCCGAGGGGGUCCGUAUCUCGUUAAAAAAUCAGUCGAACGAAUUACGAUUUAAACGUAUUCCGGUUCGCAGACAAAGACGAUCUAUGAAAGAUUCAGGGGAUUCCGGCUGCGGUAUCUGAUAUCGUGAAAAAAGGCAAAACAGCGGAUCGACGAGAAAAUUUACUUCGAUUUUACAAUGUUCACCUGGAUACUUCUCAACCGUUUUCCUUCUAUCUGCACAACGUUUUCCGUUGCACCUUCUCUUCUCGUUUUUCGAUUUCUCUUUUAUCUAUUUACAGAUUCAUGUGGCCUAUCAUGCGCCCGACUUCUACUUUUUAUCUGGAAAAAGAGAGAGAGAAAAAAAGAAAUAUUGGAGAGUUAAAUAAAAACUUCAUUUAACAUGGACGCAUUAAAAAUUGGCAGUCUGAUAAACAUGGUAAAUGAGUCGUUGGAAGGAUAUUUACAUCUAAAAGUUCGAUACGUAGUCAAGGAAAAUUGAAACGCAAAGAGGAGAGUGAUAUCGAUGAUUGCGGAAUAGAAACUUCUCCCUUUCUCGUUUACAUCUUUACAUUACCUACGAUAUCAUUUCUCGUUUCAAUGGUAGCAAAACGAGAAAUUGCAAUCGUGAAAAGGGGCAUCUCCAAAAAGCUCGUGUUCUGAUUUGAAUGGAUCUUGAAUCUCUUUGAUUCUUUUCCAUUGAGAAAUUUCAGAUUCUUUAAAAUUCUCUGAUAGACGUAUGAAACUUUGAGAUAUUAUUUCGAAAUUGACUAUGGAGAAAUGUUCGUAACGUAAUUCUCGAAAUAACGAUUGCAUUAAAAAGAAAAAUAUUUUUUGGUGUUAUUAAUAAAAAGUGGCCAACAAUUCGUUCGGUGAUCUUCGGUCGCAUUCGGAUACUUUCGGAUAAGCUCGGCCGAUUCAAUCCACGGAAUUCCACGAUUUUGAAAAUUCGCGCGCACCACUAAGUUUAUAGCAAAGUGAAACGAAGUUUAAGCGGCUCGUUAAUACGUGUCGCUUAUUAAAGUUCGUUAUAGUGCAAUUUCACGCCAUCUGCCUUCAGAUAUUGAUAAACUUGUAGAUAUAUUUCCCCUUGAUUCGCAUUCUUUGAUAUUUUUCCGUCUCGAGCAAACCACUCGCACCAUAUUUUCAGAAAUAAUUAAUUUACAGUCGACAUAAUUAUAUUUUCACACCGAAUAUCGACGAUAAAACACACUCUUUUGCUCAAAUAGUCCUCGAAGGGUUAAUUCAGCGGCAUAACGACCGCUCUUUAUAUAGCAAACAAUUCCGAAACAACGAUUAAUCUUACCCGCUCACUUCUCGAAACUUAUUCCCCGAGAAAUUUCUAUCAUGAAAGCACUUGACAUUAAUAUAUUACACAUGCUUUUUACAUUUUUCCUUUCGUGAUAUUCUCCAAUUUUCUUUAUUAAUAUACCAGUGGUAUAUGCAUAUUUUUACAUAACAAUUAAAUUCUUAUUGUAGCUCUCGCAUUUCAAUCGACUUAUAAACCUAAAUAUGCAGUCUUCCGUUCUCCAUUAUUUUCAAAGUAAAAAUAUAAAUUAAAAUACAUCGUGUUUACGAAUCUUUCUUUUAUAUUUUUCCAUCAGUGAACGAGGCUCGUGUAACAAUGUGUUACAAAGUGAAUUUUUUGAAAAUUUCACGAGGUAUUGCAUUUAUUUUCGACGCAAGUUUACCUAAAUUCGCCCGGUUUAUUAAAAACCUAUGUUUUCGUAUUACCUAUAUUUCAAACAAGCUCAAAAUCGGCUUUAAAAUUUUUUCCGUAAAAUCAAUAGCAAUCGUUUUGCACCGUAACUUUUCCUGUGUGCUUUCCCAGUGCGCUCUAGCCAUCGAUCGUCAUUAUACCGAGGUUGUACCGAGUUUACAACCGGUGAAAUGUUUUCGAAAAACCAAACAACUUUUCGCGUUUUGGCUUAACGAGCGCACUCGAAUCGAAAACUUUCCGCUCGGAUUCAAACUUUUCGUGGUUUAGAAUGGUAAUGCGCGGAAUGUUCGUUUAGAGGGAUAUCGUUCGUUUCGUGGAUGUUUGCGCCAUUACAUAAAUUAUGCCGCCAUCGUCGUCACUGUCGCCGUCUUGUCGCGUACACUUAUAUGUAUAUAUGUACAUGUAUGAAUAACAGACGAAAAUUAUAAUUUCGGAUAUGCGAGGCAUGCUUCUGUAUACGCCCCAGGGAUUACAGUCGGUGAUAAAUAAUACUUUGAAUAAAUCAAGUGAUUUUUUUUUUUAGAUCUAGUUCAUUCGCUCUAGUUUAUUUUUAAUUUAUUUAGGUAUUUCGAUUUUUUUUCUCGUUGAUUUGAUCGAUUUAUCCAUGAAUAUCAUUGCGAAUAUUUUUGAGUGGAAUAAAUGUUUAUAAUAUUCGCGUAUAAAAAUAUCAGAAUUGAUAUAAAUUUUUUUAACAAGUUUUUCCGAUAUAUCUUCUUGAAUCUGAUUUUAAAAUACUUCACAUUUUUUAUCUAUUUCACAACGAUUUCUCAAUAGAUUAUUCAAUUUAUUCAUAUAAAUAAACGGAUUAAAACAUUCUUGUUAUUCUUUCGCACAAUUUUUACAUUUCAUCGUUCUUAAAAUCACUAUCUUGCGAUAUAUUUUAUAUUCUUUCGACAAAAUAAUAAAAAAGAUGAAGAAAUUUUCCUAAAAACAAGAAAUAAAAUUCCAUUUCGAGUAAUAGUCUUCUCAAUUAGCCAUAAUCCCUCGGUCUUGCAACUUUAAUCGGUUAAAUCGACGCGCAACCCUUCAUGCGAUCGCAUCAAUUUUAAAUGGCGCUCACAGCCGAUAUUCAUAGCGGAGAACUCGCCCUCUUUCGUCGAUUAUAUUAACAUCGGAUAUCUAUAUAUCGGUCGAUAUAUAUCUAUACAUCCAACAAAUAUUUAGUAACUAGAGUGGAGGCGCAUGCGCGACCUCCUCGCUAAAAUCCCCAACGCUAUCUUCGCUUGACGGCCAAUGAAAAAUCUCUCGAUAUUGGCAAACUUCCCAUUAUUCUUCCUUCGUCGCCGUCUUCUAUUAGACUCACGUGAAAACAUUCGAUACCACUAUAUCCGCAAAUAUCACCCUUUGCCCAUCUUCUUACGAUCGCUUUGGUCUUUUUCCGAUUUAUUCACGAUUCGUUGCGCUUCUCCUCGUUAUUCCACCCUCGUGCACGAUGAAAUUUACGAGAAAAUUUCGUUUCGUGCUGGAUUCUCGUGCGAGACGAAUGACAAAUUUGUUUAAAUCGUUGUUUAAAUAGAAUUUUAAUACAUUUAAUUAUAAAUUGGAUAUUUUGCAAUUUAGAACUUUAUUGUAUAUUGAGAGUUUGUUUAAGGGAUAUUGGAUCGAAAAUCUUGAAAAUCUUAAGAAAUUCUCGAAUCGAGAAACUUUUUGAUAAUUUUGAAAUUUAAAAUUUGCGAAAAAUUUUGUGACGAUAUAAAAACAUUUUCAUUUAAUCUCUAAUAAUCCAUAAAAUUUGAAUAUGUUUAAACUUUAAUUUAAUUUUUUACAAACUAAAUUUUGAGGAAUUUUAAAAAUUAUAAUUUUAAUUUUUAAUAGAGAAGAUUUUUCUUAAAAAAGACUAAAACAACUAGAAAAAAAUAAGCAUUUUAAGUUUCGAUAAUUUCGAGUUUCAAAAGAAUAGAAUUUUUCAAACUUCGCAAAGUUUCAACUUCAAGUUGGGAUUGAAAUCAGUCACUGAAGUCCUUUUGCGUUAUUAGAAUAUGCACUGUGACAUAGUUUUUACGACUUGUAUAAAUUUCGCGAAGCGAUGUAUGAAAUGGCGGAAGAAACGAACGAGCAAGUAAAGAUAUACAACGGAGUAAAAUAUGUGUUUGCGGUGAAAAAUCCUUUGAAAUCUUAGCUCGAAGCUAUGAUACUUUCUUUUUCUUACCUCGCCGCGCGUACGAAACUUUAAUCGACGAAUAAAAUAUCUUCGAGCCAUAAAAUUCCUUCCCUGCCUUCCAUUUUCUCUUUCCAUUCUUCCUCUUUCCUUUUCCCAUUCUUCCCAUUUCUUCUCCAUUUGUUAAAAUUUACAAACGAUCUUCUAUCACGGUAACCAAAAAUUCCUCCUUUUUCCAUCACUUCAAUAUCUACAGUGUUUAACAGGUCACUUGUUGCAUCCUGACAUAAUCUGACACAAAGUAAAUAUGUAUAUCUCUCCAACAAAUCAACACGGAAAAUAUUUGACACAUUUUUUUCUUCUUUUCGUCAAUUAAUUUCCAUCGUUCGCAAAAAUUCGAAGAGGUUUUCAAAAAAAAAAAAAAAAAAGAUAAAUAUUUCUCCUUUGUCGUUCGUACAACAAAGUCAUUCUCAAUUAGAACGUAAUAAAAAACUUUUGAUCUAUCUUGCGAUCCGUAGCGAGAAAGAAACUUUAAACGAUCUUAGAUAGAAUUAGAAUUUACUCUUGUUCCUUGUCAAAUCGAAAAAGUUUUUCUGCGCCGUGAUCGUACGGUGCAACGAAGGUAACGGGUUACAUUUUUAACAGAAAGACGCGUAGACGUAGAAAAUAUGGAUUCGCGCGUGCGACACAAAAUGUUUGAUAUAUAUACCUGUAUGCGUGCUACGUUCGGCAACGCGUCGAGCACGCGCUUUUUUUUCGAAAAAAAAUCGAAAAAACGACUCGCGAUGACAUGCGCAAAAAAUAGUCGUCGUCACGUCUCGAGUCGUUUAUCGUAAUUCGUUGCGCGAAUUACUAAUUUCUCGGAAUUUAAUAACUUCGAGUGGCGUGUUUGUCGUAUACAGACAAAGAGGGACGCGAGAGAACGAAUUACUUGUUGUCGAAUUACUCGAUCGAUCGUUGUCAAACAGUAGCAAUAAUCGAAGAACUUUGUUAGACGCUGAUGAUUACGAAAUUUUGGCGAAUGAAUUUUAAAAAUCCAUCGAUAUCCGCCUAAGAAGAGGCGAUCACUUCGAAGGAUAGAGUGCGAUGAUAACCAGGUGAUUGUACCAACUCGUCGAUCACGAGUUUACGACGAUGAGUAUUCUCAGUUUAUUCGAAUAAAUUCAAUUUUCAAUUUUCA
Apis cerana (Asiatic honeybee) is the source of this 8185-nucleotide messenger RNA. Its product is annotated as frequenin-2. Lineage: Eukaryota; Metazoa; Arthropoda; Insecta; Hymenoptera; Apidae. The record is from RefSeq and is a predicted model, not a curated record. Gene Ontology annotation, molecular function: calcium ion binding; calcium sensitive guanylate cyclase activator activity.